AUGAAUAUCACAAUUUUAUUACGACAUUCUGGAAUUUGGUUAAGCGAUAUUAAUUACGAAAGUUACAAGGUUGAUGGAAUUGUCGUUGGAGAAUCAAUUUCAUUUAUGAAUCUUAAAGCGUUGAUUUUAGCAAAGUUGGAGAUCGACGGUGUUAGAAAAGAUGUUGAAAUUCGAUACAUCGUAGACGGAAACACAUGUCCAUUGAAAAUCAGGAACGACAUGGGUGUGAAACUUUAUUUGGAAGUAAGAAGAAAUGAGCCUGGAAUCGGCAUGUAUCCGUUAUGUAUUGAUACAACUGAGAAAAUGGUUGGGGAGAUACAUAACUUUGAUUGUUCAUCCGGUGAAAUCAUAUGCGUGGAAGGUACAAAAAGAGAUACUGAAGCUCUUGCUCUGGUCGAAUCGAGAAUUUGUGAUUUAGAUUAUAUUCCAGAAUUGAAUGCUACAAAUUACAUAACUGAUUCCAAUAGUACGGAUGUGAAGACAGGCCAGUUGUAUAAGGAUAAAGGAACACUCAUCGUUGUAAUGGCGAAAUAUAAAAUAAAGAACAACUUCAAUUUCAAAGUGAAAAGAUCGGAUAAAAAAAGCUAUGUGUUAGUUUGCUUUAGUGAUGAAUGUGGGUGGACUUUAAGGUCUUCGUGCAGAAAGAAAUCUGAUGUAUUCAAAGUGAGGUACUUUAACAAUGAACAUAUGUGUCCGAUGCGGGAUAGGAUACUUACAAAAGUACAAGCAACAGUUGGAUUUAUUAGUGGUGUGACUGCCCCCAAGUUGUUUAAUCAUAAACGAAUUCAUACGCUGCAAGAUGUAAUUGAAGAUAUUCGAGCAAUAUAUGGGGUUGAAAUAUCAUACCAGCAAGCAUGGCGUGCUAAGGAACGUGCACUGGAAAUGCUAAAGGGUAAACCAUCAGAAGGAUAUAAGCAGAUGCCAAGAUACAUAUGGAUGCUAAAUAAUGUGUAUCCAAAUUCAUAUAUAAGGAUGCAAAAGACGGAAAAUAAUCAAUUCAUGUAUCUUUUCAUAGCACUACGGCCAUUGAUAAGAAGGUUUGACUAUUGCAGACCAGUAGUUGUAGUGGAUGCUGCACAUCUUGGCGGGGCGUACAAAGGUACUUUUGUAUCAGCGAGCACACUCGAUGGUGCAGGUUGCAUAUUUCCGUUGGCAUAUGGUGUUGUAGACACUGAAAAAGACUGUUCGUGGACAUGGUUCUUCGAACAAUUCAAAAAUGCAUUUGGCGAGCGUGAAAACAUGUGUAUUGUAUCAGAUAGAAAUGAAAGUAUUAUGAAGAGUGUAAGCAUUGUGUUCCCAAAUGUACCUCAUUGUGCAUGCAUAUAG
Molecule: messenger RNA, 1326 nt
Organism: Solanum verrucosum
Lineage: Eukaryota; Viridiplantae; Streptophyta; Magnoliopsida; Solanales; Solanaceae
Exons: 3
Coding region: 1-1326 (441 amino acids)
Source: RefSeq, a predicted model, not a curated record